AGAAAAAGAAAAAAAAAAUCUGCUCCUUCUUCUAUUCUGAAUCUGAAAACAAUUUCCUUUCCUGUCUCAAGCACACAGAAGUCUGAGUAUAGAAGUUCGGCUGUUUAUAAAUACAUAUAUUUUCAUUCAAUUCUCAGCAGAAUUCCAUUGGUUCCUCUCUUCUCCGAUUAUCCAGAGUCGGUAUUAACUUAUACCUUGACUUAUUUUCAUUAUAAAGUAUUUCCAUGGAAAAGCAAUUAACAUCAAGAGCAGUUCCAGCUGAGAGGAGAGAAAGACAGCGCCCGCCGAUUCCAAAGGCAGCACCUUGGCUUGUUUUUCCGCACGGAAAAGGUAGGAAAUUUCAGAGCUUUUAUAAUCCAUGCGAACCCAAUAAUAGAAACUGUGUAAAAUCUAUACCGGAGAUGCGAGGAAGAGCAUGUUAUCACAAAAGUUGUCAUCAAGGAUGGCUAAUUGUUAUCGGUAAUGUUGAUAAUACUGAUCAAUAUUCAGUGGCUAACUCAAAUUUAGAUGAUUGUUUCUUGUGGAACCCUGUGUCGUCCGAAACUAUCCAUUUACCUAAGCUCGAUCGUCAGUCUUUUCCUACUAAACAAAUGUCAAAAAAAAUAUUUUCUAUAUGAUUUAGUGUUAUCCUCACCACCUCUUCAAACUACUGUUAGUUUUACUAGUAAUCCCACCCACGAUGAUGACUGCACGGUAUUCCUCCUUUUAAGAGGUAUAGAUAAUUUAGGUUGUGUUUAUGACUAUGAGCACAUUCUUGUUUUCUGUCGGCCCGGAGACACACAAUGGAGAAUAAAGGAUUUGUAUGCAGAUGGUGAUUCGUCAGGUGUCGUUGAGUCACUACUUUGCUCUAAUGGUAAAUUAUAUGCUUUCAGUACUAAUAAUCGGGUCAGAGAGAUCGAAAUUAAAAAACUAUGGCAUAAUGUUGUCAUUGAUAAUCAAACCCAAUAUAUUAGAUCAUUGGAGGUACAGGAUGCCGAUUUCACCCUGAUAGGAGGAGGUGAAAAUUUUGAUAUUGGCAUGGCUCAAUGGGUUGAAUCUGGUAAUGAAAUCUUCAAAGUUCAUUUAAAUUGUAGCAUCAGAGGUUUUAGAAAAGUUGCAUUACGUAUAUCUUCAAGUUGGAUUUCUCAUCAAUGGCUUGGGUUUUGUUAAAGACUUUGGAUGAUCAUGUUCUGUUCUUGUGCAUAAACAUGGACACAUUAGACUCUAGAAAGUGUUAUUCGACUUCCACAGCAUGUUGCUCAGCAGCUGAUAUGGGUCUUGAAAAGAGGUGCUUGUUUUAUACUCUACCAGAAGAUCAAACCUUGUAUGCAUUUGAAGUAGAAGACGGUGCUACUACAGUUAUCAUGCCGUGCUUGAAGCUUCCAACUCCAUGGUUUUUGCCCACUUGGAUCAUGAUGCCUACAACAGUAAACAGGCACACUGCUGGAAUAAGAAGAAGGAUAACAGAUCUUCUAGUAAGCCAAGAUACAACCAAAACCAGUGUAGAAGUGUAUGUGAAUAACAUGAGCAGGUUAAAGAAUAGUGGAGGAGAAUUAGAAGCGGCAAAACAGUGGGAUUUUCUCAAUGAUUAUGGCAGUACAGAGGCGAUAGCAAGAUAUCUUCACCCAGUGGAUUACAUUCAUUUUCGAUUAGCCUGCAAAAGCAGUUCUGAAUUUCUCCCUGCAUUGAACCUCUUAUCGGCUUCUUCAGCAGCUACAUAUUUAUCUCCAUGGCUGAUUUCCAUCUUUGAAGAUGGUGAAGAGACCAUCUGCGAUAUCAUAGACCCGAUGCAUAAUAAUGACAAGUAUCUUAUAAAAGUUUCUGAUCAAUUGCUUGUAGGUGCUACAAUCCGGUUUUUGGCUUUUGUUGUCUAUUGGUAAAAAAACUGUAUUCUGCUACAAUCCCUUCACAAGAGCAACUAUCCGUCUUCCGGAUGUGCCUGAUGAUUAUGCACUUGGGGGAAUGUCAUUCUCGUCUGUACCAACUUCUCGCGAUUGUGUGGUAAUUGUCAUCUCCAAUUGGUUCCCUUAUUUCAGAA
This is a messenger RNA of Papaver somniferum (opium poppy), 2017 nucleotides long. RefSeq lists its product as uncharacterized. The transcript is spliced from 2 exons. The record is from RefSeq and is a predicted model, not a curated record. Lineage: Eukaryota; Viridiplantae; Streptophyta; Magnoliopsida; Ranunculales; Papaveraceae. Bases 1131 to 1859 code for a protein of 242 amino acids.